Molecule: messenger RNA, 4518 nt
Organism: Lodderomyces theae
Lineage: Eukaryota; Fungi; Ascomycota; Pichiomycetes; Serinales; Debaryomycetaceae
Gene: SNQ2
Product: ATP-binding cassette transporter
Exons: 1
Coding region: 1-4518 (1505 amino acids)
Biological process (GO): transmembrane transport
Cellular component (GO): membrane
Molecular function (GO): ATP binding; ATP hydrolysis activity; ABC-type transporter activity
Source: RefSeq, a predicted model, not a curated record
AUGAACGAGUCAAACUCCACCACGGCUGCAUCUACUUCAUCUAUUGAAGAGUUUACUGGCCACAAUCACAAUGGAGGGGACAUUGAAAAGAGAGAGGCAAGCGCUAAUAAUGAAAACUCAUUAAAGCGUACGGACUCUGUCCUUAAUUCAGAUGAGGAUUACGAUGACAAUAACGACGAGAGUAGAAGAUUACACUUGGUAAGGACAAUCACCGCACUAUCCAGCAAAAACUCAACUGAUCAGCUCGACUCCCUUUCAAAACAUAUCUCACGUCAAAUCACCAAUAAGGAUGGCCAAUUCGCCUUGAAAAUGGAGGAGUUUAGUCUUCUUCGUAUCUUGUCGAACUUUGUCUACUUUGCAAAGAAACAAGGGUUGGCAAUGAGAUGCAGUGGUGUAUCAUUUCAAGACCUUUGCGUUUAUGGAAACGACGAAUCAUUUGCCAUUGUUCCUACUGUACUUGACUUACUCAAAGGACCCGUUGGUGGCAUACAACAAGCAGUUUCCAAAAUGAGGACCCCGAAAAAGACAAUUUUGAAUAAUUUAAAUGGGUUUGCCAAACCAGGGGAAAUGGUUUUGGUGUUGGGUCGUCCAGGUGCUGGUUGUACAACUUUUUUGAAGUCGUUGACUGGCACCGAUUUUGACUUGUACAAGGGAGUUGACGGGGAUAUAAGGUACGAUGGAUUGACUCAACAUGAAAUGUUAAACAACUACAAAAAUGAUUUGGUGUACAAUCCUGAAUUGGAUGUUCAUUUCCCCCACUUGACUGUGGACCAGACUUUGUCAUUUGCGAUUGGUUGUAAAACCCCCCAAAUGAGAUUAAAUGGAGUCACUCGCGAACAGUUUGUCAAUGCCAAGAAAGAAAUCUUGGCAACUGUGUUUGGAUUGAGACACACUUACCAUACUAAAGUUGGUAACGAUUUCGUUCGUGGUGUAUCUGGUGGAGAGCGAAAAAGAGUAUCAAUUGCUGAAGCAUUGGCUUGUAACGGUUCCAUAUAUUGUUGGGAUAAUGCAACAAGGGGAUUGGAUGCAUCCACAGCGUUGGAAUUUGCUCGUGCCAUACGAACAUCAACUGAUAUUUUGAGAACCACGGCAUUUGUUUCAAUUUAUCAAGCAGGAGAAAAUAUUUAUGAAUGUUUUGACAAGGUGACGGUGCUCUACCAUGGAAGACAAAUUUACUUUGGAUCUGCCAAGAAUGCUAAAAAGUAUUUUGAAGAUAUGGGAUGGGAGUGUCCUGCAAGACAAACAACCGCAGAGUUCUUAACCGCUUUAACUGAUCCAAUUGGAAGGUUUGCCAAAAAGGGGUGGGAGAAUAAAGUUCCUCAAACAGCAGAGGAAUUUGAAUUGCGUUGGUUGAAUUCUGAGGAAUACAAAAACUUACUUUUGGAGAUUCAAGAGUACAACGAUUCCAUCGAUGCCGAUGAAACUAGACAAAUGUACUACAAGUCCAUCUCGCAGGAAAAGAUGAAGGGAGCUAGAAAAAAAUCGCCCUUCACCAUAUCAUACUUGCAACAGCUAAAGUUGUGCACAAUUAGAAGCGCUCAGCAAAUUUGGGGAGAUAAAGCGUAUACAGUCACUCUUAUUGGUGCGGGAGUUAGUCAAGCUUUUGUCAGUGGUUCAUUGUACUACAACACGCCUGAAACUGUUGUUGGAGCGUUCUCACGUGGUGGUGUGGUGUUUUUUGCCGUGUUGUUUAUGGCGUUGAUGGGGUUGGCUGAGAUUUCAGCUUCAUUUAGCUCUCGUCCCAUCUUGAUGAAGCAGAAGAACUACUCAAUGUAUCAUCCUUCGGCUGAUGCCCUAGCACAAUUUGUCAUGUCUAUUCCAAUUAGUAUCCUUGUCAACAUAUUCUUUGUCAUUAUCUUGUACUUUUUGUCCAAUUUGGCUAGAGAAGCAGGAAAGUUUUUCAUUGCGUUUUUAUUCAUCACGUUGCUUCAUUUGACAAUGGGUGCUUUGUUCAAAGCUGUUGCAUCCAUUAACAAGACUAUUGCCGCCGCAAACGCAUUGGGGGGUGUGUUGAUGAUGGCGUCGUUGAUGUAUUCUUCAUACAUGAUUCAACGUCCGUCAAUGCAUCCAUGGUUCAAGUGGAUCUCAUACAUCAACCCUGUUUUGUAUGCAUUUGAAGCAGUUGUGGCAUCAGAGUUUCAUGGAAGACAUAUGCAAUGUUUGGGUCAGUAUCUUACCCCCAAUGGGCCCGGUUAUGAAAAUUUGGGCAGUGGUGAACAAGCUUGUGCUUUUCUUGGAUCGAAGCCUGGUCAAGAUUGGGUUUUGGGUGAUGAUUAUUUGAAAACCGCAUACACUUAUAGUUUCAACCAUGUUUGGAGAAACUUUGGUAUCAUUAUUGGGUUCAUGGCGUUUUUCUUGGCCAUUAAUGCAUUGGGAACUGAGUACAUCAAGCCCAUUACUGGUGGUGGAGAUAAGCUAUUGUACUUGAGGGGUAAGAUUCCUCAAAAGAUUGCACUUCCAGCUGAGAAGCAAGCUGGUGAUAUCGAGCAAGGUCCGGCAAUGAAUGAUUUAGAUGAUCGUGAAGCCAAAGUGAAUGCAAAUGACUCAGAUUUGAGAGUCAAGGAUAUUUUCCUUUGGAAGAAUGUUGAUUAUGUUAUUCCAUAUGAUGGUAAAGAGCGGAAACUUUUGGACGAUGUGAGCGGGUAUUGUAUACCAGGCACAUUGACGGCGUUGAUGGGUGAGUCCGGUGCUGGUAAAACGACAUUGUUGAAUACUUUGGCUCAGAGGAUCGAUUUUGGAACCAUUACUGGUGACAUGUUGGUGAAUGGGAAACCCCUUGAUACGUCCUUCAGUAGAAGAACUGGGUACGUUCAACAGCAGGAUAUUCAUGUUUCUGAAGUUACAGUUCGAGAGUCGUUGCAAUUUGCUGCACGGUUGAGAAGAUCAAAUGAUGUGAGUGAUGCCGAAAAGUUGGACUAUGUGGAAAAGAUUAUCGAUGUGUUGGACAUGAGUCUAUAUGCCGAUGCUGUUGUUGGGAAAUCGGGUAAUGGGCUCAAUGUUGAACAGAGGAAAAAGCUUUCGAUUGGUGUUGAAUUGGUGGCAAAGCCUUCAUUGUUACUUUUCCUUGAUGAACCCACAUCUGGUUUGGAUUCACAGUCUGCGUGGGCCAUUGUGAAAUUGUUGAGAGACUUGGCCAAUGCUGGGCAAUCAAUCUUGUGUACCAUCCAUCAACCUUCUGCCACCUUGUUUGAGGAGUUUGAUCGGUUGUUGCUUUUGAGAAAGGGAGGUCAAACUGUCUAUUUUGGCGAGAUUGGAGAUAAAUCGAAAACCAUACUAGACUACUUUGAAAGAAACGGAGCUAGACAUUGUGAAAGCACUGAGAACCCCGCCGAAUAUAUCUUGGAGGCCAUUGGUGCUGGUGCGACUGCCGCCGUUCAAGAAGAUUGGUUCAAGAUUUGGGAAAACUCACCCGAAAAGAUUAAGGAGGAUGAAAAGUUGGACAAUUUGAUUGCCGAAUUGGAGAAAAAGCCCUCUGAUUUGAGUCCUGAGGAGGAGAAACAAUUGAACCACAAGUAUGCGACUCCAUAUUUCUACCAAUUCAGAUAUGUGUUGCAUAGGAAUGCAUUGACGUUUUUCCGUGAUCCUGACUAUGUCAUGGCCAAGAUUUUCUUGAUGACGAUUGCUGGAUUGUUUAUAGGUUUCACGUUUUUUGGAUUGAAGCAUACGAAAACUGGUGCUCAAAAUGGUAUGUUUUGUUCAUUUUUGACGGUUGUUAUUUCUGCUCCCGUGAUCAAUCAGAUUCAAGAAAAGGCAAUUACUGGAAGAGACUUGUUUGAGGUUCGUGAAAAAUUGUCAAACACAUAUCAUUGGUCAUUGAUGAUUUUGUGCCAGGCAUUGAAUGAAAUGCCAUACUUGUUAGUUGGAGGUGCCAUCAUGUUUGUUUCUGUAUAUUUCCCCACACAAACAUCAACAGUUGCGUCGCAAUCCGGGAUGUUUUACUUCACCCAGGGGAUAUUUGUGCAAGCUUUUGCCGUGUCGUUUGGAUUGAUGGUGCUUUACAUUGCUCCCGAUUUGCAAAGUGCGGCGGUAUUAGUGUCGUUUUUGUAUACUUUUAUCGUUGCCUUUUCCGGGAUCGUGCAGCCAGUGAGCUUGAUGCCCGGGUUCUGGACAUUUAUGUACAAGUUGUCGCCAUACACUUACUUUAUCCAGAAUUUGGUGUCGUCAUUUUUGCAUCGUCGCGAGAUUCAUUGCAAUGAUAAAGAGAUGGCGUUUUUCAAUCCGCCUUCGGGGCAAACUUGUGGUGAGUUUGCUCAGGCAUUUGUGGAGAGAUCGGGUGGGUAUAUUGAUAAUCCAUCCGCUGAGUCAAACUGUGGAUAUUGUACGUUUUCCAAUGCUGAUCAGUACUUGGCAACCAUUGGUGCCCAUUUCUCGUUGAGAUGGAGAAAUGUAGGGUUCUUUUUUGCGUAUAUCUUGUUCAAUAUUGGUUUUUGCAUGUGUCUUUAUUAUUUGUUGAGGUACAGCAAGUUGAUGAAUAAGAUUAGCGGGGCAAUUGCUGGGUUCAAGAAGAGCAAGAAGUAG